GCCAGUCACCUGCUGCUGAGAGAAAGCUCCAGAUCAACAUGGCCUCCUACAUGAAGAUGGUCGGAGUUGCUAGGCAGCUCCACAGAACUUCAGCUCUUGUUGGAAACUAUUUCAGGUCCGGACUGGUUUCUCAUCUGACGGAGACGACGGCCCUGAAUCGGUUUCAGUCCUCACGGUGCUACAGUAGCCGCGCGACCACACACUACACGUGUAACAUUCCGGGCAACACAGCAAUGACAGUGAACUGUAGACUGACUGCACGACCCAGCCGAUGGGUAAGGGUCGGGGCCGUUCAUCUCGCUCAAACCGGCGUUUUUACGUCGACCUCUCGACCCUUUAUUGUUCAAGGUAGGAUGUACGGGAAUCGAGGCAGUGCUGCGGGCUUCUCUGGAGAGGAUGGUGGGGAGAGCGCAGGCUCUGGGGGGGAAGAGUCUGGAGGAGAUGGGGGAGCACCUUACACUGGUCCUCAGAUGACAGCUCUCACCCCCAUGAUGGUUCCGGAAGUCUUCCCAAACGUGCCUCUGAUUGCUGUGAGCAGAAACCCGGUGUUUCCUCGUUUCAUAAAGAUCAUAGAGGUAAAGAACACAGCACUGAUGGAGCUGUUGAGAAGAAAGGUUCGUCUGGCUCAGCCUUAUGCUGGCGUCUUUAUGAAGCGAGAUGAUACUAAUGAGUCAGAUGUGGUGGAGUCUCUGGACGCCAUAUACUCUACCGGGACCUUUGUUCAGAUUCAUGAGAUGCAGGAUUUGGGAGAUAAGCUGAGGAUGAUCGUCAUGGGACACCGCAGGAUCCGGAUCACAAGACAGUUGGAGGUGGAGGCCGAGGAUGCGUCAACAUCCCCCGAGUUGUCAGAGUCUGAGCCGGAGUCCCAACUCAAACCUUCAAUAAGACGCAAAUCCAAACGCAGCCGCAAGGAGCAGCCAGGUUCUCUGACAGACCAGAUGGAGGACAAGGUUUCAGAUGCAGACUUGAGUCCAGAGCUCUUUCCGUUACCUUCAUCUAACAUCCUGAUGGUUGAAGUUGAUAACGUCCAACACGAACAGUUUACUGUCACAGAGGAGGUCAAGGCUCUAACAGCAGAGAUAGUGAAGACCAUCAGAGACAUCAUCGCACUCAACCCUCUGUACAGAGAGUCGGUCCUUCAGAUGAUGCAGGCUGGUCAGAGAGUGGUUGAUAAUCCCAUCUACCUCAGUGACAUGGGAGCAGCUCUGACAGGAGCAGAGUCACAUGAGCUGCAGGACGUCCUGGAGGAAACUAAUAUCCCAAAACGUCUCUAUAAGGCUUUGUCUCUGCUAAAGAAGGAGUACGAGCUGAGUAAACUGCAGCAGCGCCUUGGCCGGGAGGUGGAGGAGAAGAUCAAACAGACCCACAGGAAGUAUCUGCUUCAGGAGCAGCUCAAGAUCAUCAAGAAGGAGCUGGGUCUGGAAAAAGAUGACAAAGAAGCGAUUGAAGAGAAGUUUAGAGAGAGAUUAAAAGACAGAACUGUCCCUCAGCACAUUAUGGAUGUCAUCAAUGAAGAACUCAACAAACUGGGCCUGCUGGACAACCACUCCUCAGAGUUCAAUGUAACCCGCAACUACCUGGACUGGCUGACCAGCAUGCCCUGGGGCACCAACAGUGAAGAAAACCUAGCCCUGGAGAGAGCCAAAGAAGUACUGGAGGAAGACCAUUAUGGAAUGGAUGAUGUUAAAAAACGCAUACUGGAAUUCAUAGCGGUGAGUCAGCUUCGUGGCUCCACCCAAGGGAAGAUCCUCUGUUUCUAUGGUCCUCCAGGUGUAGGAAAGACCUCCAUCGCCCGCUCCAUUGCCAGAGCACUCAACAGACAGUACUUCAGGUUCAGCGUGGGAGGCAUGACCGACGUGGCUGAAAUCAAAGGACACAGGAGGACAUAUGUUGGAGCCAUGCCUGGAAAGAUCAUCCAGUGUCUGAAGAAAACUAGGACUGAGAACCCUCUGGUGCUCAUAGAUGAGGUGGAUAAAAUAGGCCGUGGUUACCAAGGCGAUCCAUCGUCUGCGCUACUGGAGCUUUUAGACCCUGAACAGAACGCCAAUUUCCUUGAUCACUACCUGGAUGUUCCAGUGGACCUGUCAAAGGUUUUAUUUAUCUGCACAGCCAACGUGAUUGACACCAUCCCAGAACCUCUCAGAGACCGAAUGGAAAUGAUCAAUGUGUCUGGAUAUGUGGCCCAGGAGAAACUGGCCAUCGCUGAGCGUUACCUGGUCCCUCAGCUUCGUACGCUCUGUGGCCUGACGGACGAGAAGGCCUCCAUCUCUGCUGAUGCCCUCAGUCUGCUCAUCAGGCAGUACUGCAGGGAGUCUGGAGUCAGGAACCUGCAGAAACAAAUAGAAAAGGUGUUCCGUAAAGUGGCGUUCUGCAUCGUAAAUGGUGAACAAACCUCUGUGACUGUCACCCCUGACAACCUGCAGCAGUAUGUGGGUAAACCUGUUUUCACAGUGGACCGCAUGUAUGAUGUCACGCCACCAGGAGUGGUCAUGGGACUGGCGUGGACUGCUCUGGGAGGCUCGACGUUGUUCAUUGAGACGUCACUGCGCCGGCCUUCUGGAGGAGCAGAAGCUAAAGGAGAGGGUUCACUUGAGGUCACAGGACAGCUUGGUGAUGUUAUGAAGGAAAGUGCAAAGAUUGCUUCAACCUUUGCCAGAGCCUUCCUCAUGAAGCAUGAACCAGAGAACAACUUCCUGGUCAACUCUCACUUGCACCUGCAUGUCCCUGAGGGGGCAACUCCCAAGGAUGGGCCCAGCGCUGGCUGCACUAUUGUCACAGCACUGUUGUCCCUGGCAACCAACCGGUCUGUGCGUCAGAACGUAGCCAUGACUGGAGAGGUGUCACUAACAGGAAAAAUCCUGCCAGUAGGAGGGAUCAAAGAGAAAACUAUAGCAGCUCGUCGUGCUGGUGUUACCUGCAUCGUUCUUCCAGAUGAGAACAGGAAGGACUUCUCUGACCUGCCAGACUACAUUACAGAAGGCCUUGAAGUCCACUUUGUGGACCACUACAACCAAAUCUACCCCAUUGUGUUCGCACAGAACUAGUUUGAAGCAGCUUUUUACAAGAGAACAAGAGAUGUUACAGCAUCAGUCUGGUUGAAGAGGUAAAAUCAAGUUCUUAUUUCUCACUGAGGACACUGUCCUGUAGUGGGACUGAACCUACAUUAUCUUCUCCAAGAUAAUCCAGAGAAACAUUCCCUACAUGUUAACAGCUGCCACAGGACCCUGACUGAAGAAGGAAGGGAGGAAUGGUACCAUCACUGAAUUGGGACAAUAAGCCAGCUGUGCCAAAGAUGAGCAGGGAGGAUGUCAGGAUGUGACAUUACUGAUUAGUUUGCUGCCAGGCAGCUUCUUUACCCACAGCUCUGUGGAUGGACUCUUUCAUAAAUUGUUUUAUAUGCUACCAUAUAUGAGGAUGAUGACAUUUCAAUAAAUUAAUGAGUAUUAAAAAUCUCUGAUGGCUGCUGGUUUCUGUUCUCAUCAACCUGUGAGCUCAUGGAGGGAUUUUAUGUUUAUUGUUUACACAUAAGUUGUGGUUUGUUUUUUUUUCUUGUUUUUUUUUGUCGCAAAGAGUGGAAGUGUCUAGAUAUGUGUGUCUGUAUUAGUGUGGUAUAAUUUUACCCUCACUUUAACAGAUAAACCCUCUCAAAUAAUAAACAUUUAACGAUG
This is a messenger RNA of Melanotaenia boesemani (Boeseman's rainbowfish), 3668 nucleotides long. It is a transcript of the gene lonp1, whose product is annotated as lon peptidase 1, mitochondrial. Gene Ontology annotation, biological process: protein catabolic process; protein quality control for misfolded or incompletely synthesized proteins; chaperone-mediated protein complex assembly. The transcript is spliced from 21 exons. Gene Ontology annotation, cellular component: mitochondrial matrix. Gene Ontology annotation, molecular function: serine-type endopeptidase activity; ATP binding; ATP-dependent peptidase activity. The record is from RefSeq and is a predicted model, not a curated record. Bases 39 to 3044 code for a protein of 1001 amino acids. Lineage: Eukaryota; Metazoa; Chordata; Actinopteri; Atheriniformes; Melanotaeniidae.